Messenger RNA from Peromyscus californicus insignis, 1000 nucleotides. RefSeq names its product leptin (gene Lep). The record is from RefSeq and is a predicted model, not a curated record. Gene Ontology annotation, cellular component: extracellular region. Gene Ontology annotation, biological process: lipid metabolic process; negative regulation of appetite by leptin-mediated signaling pathway; positive regulation of phosphatidylinositol 3-kinase/protein kinase B signal transduction. The transcript is spliced from 2 exons. Lineage: Eukaryota; Metazoa; Chordata; Mammalia; Rodentia; Cricetidae. Bases 17 to 619 code for a protein of 200 amino acids. Gene Ontology annotation, molecular function: peptide hormone receptor binding; hormone activity.
UAUCUAUCCACAUCGGAUGGCAGGUUGGCAGCAGGGCCGACGGGUGGAUUUAUACUGGGCUCUUGAAAAGUGUCGCUCCUUCUGUUUGCAGGCCAAGAAGAUCCCAGGAAGGAAAAUGUGCUGGAGACCCCUGUGCCGCUUCCUGUGGCUUUGGUCCUAUCUGUCCUAUGUGCAAGCUGUGCCUAUCCAGAAAGUCCAGGAUGACACCAAAACCCUCAUCAAGACCAUUGUCACCAGGAUCAAUGACAUUUCGCACACGCACUCGGUAUCCGCCAAGCAGAGGGUCACCGGUUUGGACUUCAUUCCCGGGCUCCACCCCAUCCUGAGUUUGUCUAAGAUGGAGCAGACUCUGGCAGUCUACCAACAGAUCCUCUCCAGCCUGCCUUCCCGAAAUGUGGUGCAAAUAUCUAACGACCUGGAGAACCUCCGCGACCUUCUCCAUCUGCUGGCCUCCUCCAAGAGCUGUUCCCUGCCUCAGACCAGCGACCUGCAGAAGCUGGAGAGCCUGGACGGCGUCCUGGAAGCCUCACUCUACUCCACUGAGGUGGUGGCUCUGAGCAGGCUGCAGGGCUCUCUGCAGGACAUUCUGCGACACUUGGACCUCAGCCCCGAAUGCUGAGGUUUCAAGGACCACCAGUCUCCCAAGGAUUGGGUUGAGGGAAGAAACCUUGGCUUCCAGGUGUCUCUGGGAGAGGAGAACCAUGUGUGCACACCCCUCAUCCAGGACUCUGCCCAUUUCUCUCACUCCUCUAGGCCCCUCUUCCGAAGGCAUGACUCCACAAUGCUUGACUAAAGAUAUGCACACGAUUCCACGAGCACUAGGAGGAGGGCCAGUCUGCAGAGCUGAUUCUCACCCAGUUCUUCAGCAAGUAUAGAUAAGAGCCAUCCUGUCCCCUCCCUGUUCUACCCGCCUGUCAGUACAUGCUUUACUGUGACCCAGGGAAUAUGAAGAAGGGGUGGGUAGAGCCUUUGGUUUGUCUCAGAGUCUCCGGGGAGCACC